GAUAAUGGCGUCGAAGCGGAAACGUGUAGUGUUGAGUAUAAAAACAAAACACGAGAUAAUUCAAAAGUUAGAAAACGGCGAGAGUGCCGCAAAAUUAGCAAAAACAUAUGGUAUCGGAAAGGCUACAAUUACUGGUAUUAAAAAUCAAAAAUGUGCCAUUGAAAAUUAUCUGUUACAAGCAGAUUCGUUGGACGCUUCUACCAGUAGAAAAAGCUUAAUGGUGCCCAAGAAUAAAAACGUAGACGACGCUGUGUUUCAAUGGUUUCUGCAAAAUAGAGAUAAAGGUGUGCCGAUAUCUGGACCUAUCUUAUGCGAGAAGGCAUUGGAAUUCAAUAAAAAGCUGGAGGGAAACCCAAACUUUAAAGCAAGUAGUGGUUGGUUAGAAAAGUUUAAAUCGCGUCAUGGUAUUCGCGAACUGAAUGUGUUGGGAGAAAAACUUUCAACUAGUAAUGUUGCUGCAGAAAGUUUAACAGCGGAUCUUCAUAAAUUUUUAAUCGAGAAAGGAUGCGCCUUACAAAAUGUAUGUAAUGUCAAUGAAUCAAGUCUGUCAUGCACAGCAUUACCACAAAAGACUCUAGCUUCUUGUCAUGAAAGAUCACCUCCAAACUGUAAAAUUAGCAAAGAUCAUGUUACGACGCUUUUGUGUGCAAAUACUACCGGAUGUCCAGUCUUGAUAAUUGGAAAAAUUAAAAAGUUUAUAUGAAUGUAUAGGGAACAAUAUCUUGCAGUAUGGCUCUAUCAAUAUAUUGUGUUUUUUAACUGUUUGUAUUAUUUUGGAUAAGUAUUUACACCGAGAGCAAACAAAUACUUGUAAGUAAUAUACAUC
Hylaeus anthracinus is the source of this 826-nucleotide messenger RNA. Its product is annotated as jerky protein homolog-like. Gene Ontology annotation, molecular function: DNA binding. Gene Ontology annotation, cellular component: nucleus. Bases 5 to 703 code for a protein of 232 amino acids. The record is from RefSeq and is a predicted model, not a curated record. NCBI's taxonomy places the organism in Eukaryota, Metazoa, Arthropoda, Insecta, Hymenoptera, Colletidae. The transcript is spliced from 2 exons.